This is a messenger RNA of Taeniopygia guttata (zebra finch), 1710 nucleotides long. The record is from RefSeq and is a predicted model, not a curated record. Lineage: Eukaryota; Metazoa; Chordata; Aves; Passeriformes; Estrildidae.
AUGGCACUGGAGCCAUCGCUGUGCUCCGCGCUCCAUAUCGCCGAGAACGCUUCUGCCACACUGCCGGUAUCGGUCACCAUCUCUGCCUACGAUCUGGUCAGCUUCUGGAGGCAGAUAAAGCCGAUUGCCAUUGCAGAUGGGGAUCUUAAAGGGAGGAGAAACAGCAGCCCGGCCCCUCAGGACACCCCCCAUGGGGGACCAGGGGAAGGAAAUGCCUGCAAGGUCAAGGAUGCAGCCAAGGAGCUCAUCCACCCUUCUCUGUCCGUGACCCACAUCAAAGGCCUGGAAGUGCUGAGGGAAUCCAAGGCAUUGUCAUCCUCCCCACCAAUGCCUGUGAUCCACAACGUCUUCAGCCUGGCACCCUACCAGGAGUAUCUGGAAAGGGCCAAGGUCACAGACCCCAUUCUGUUCUGCAGGAAGCAUCUGUGGGAGGACUCCUCACCCCAAAACACGGGUGGCAGCCAGGAGCCUCCUGCUGUCAGAGACGUCUCAGUGGUGUCCAGCCUGAGGUCAGGCAGUGAUGCAGAGCAGAGCCAAGAGGAAAGUUGUUAUGGGAGCAUCCCUAAAAAGCCAAAGGCUGAGACCCAAGAGCUGGAGUCUCAGGAGGGCAGCCCUGACAGGGUGGGCACUGAGGAGCCACCCCCUAAGGAAAUGGUGCUGGACCUUAGCUUCAAGAAGAGACUGGUGGAAGCUGGGGACACCCAGAGACCCCCUGGCUUUGUGGAGGGGACACUGGACCGAGAGGAUAAGGAGGAGAAAGAGGCUGCAGAAGGUAAGGUGGGGUCAGGAGAGGGUGCACAGCCCCGGGUGCCUGAGGCGGACUCUGGGGACAAGAGCAGCUUCCAGAGCUCAGCCAACUUCAUGUCACUGAGCCCACCCAGCACUGAGCCCACCCAGCAGGAUGGAAGCUCAAAAGCCCCCCAGCCCAGCCCCUGCAGCAGCACCCCCACACCAGCUCAACCAGCCUCCUCUCCAUCCCUCACCCCCCUGUUCCCACAGCCUGGCCCCCAGCUCAACAUCAUCCUGGCCCCAAACCCUCCCCAGAUCCUGGUUUCCAAUGCCCCCUCCACUUCGGUGGAGGAGAAGGUGUUGGUGGUCCAGAAGGUUGGUGUUCUCCCCUCACGGACUCCCUCAGGGCAGUACUUCACCUCCCUGCACACCUUGCUCUGUGACACCAUUUCAGGCUCAGUGUCCCGCUCCUCCCCGGAGCUGCUGCAGGAGUGGCUGAAGAAAGCUGAGCUGGCAGAAGAGCUGGGAGAGAUGCCCAAAUCCCUUCCCAGCCCCAAGAACGGCUCCAAGCCUCCCAUUCCUCAGAAGCCCAGCAACGGCAAGGAGAUCUGGCUGGCUUAUCAUGAUGUGGGCAGGCUCCUCACUGACCUGCUCUCCCAGCUGAAGACCUUCAUGUCCGCUUGCCCUUUCCCCCACGUCGUCCGGGCGGGAGCCAUCUUAAUCCCCAUCCACGUGGUGAAGGAGAAGCUCUUCCCAACGCUGCCUGGGAGCUUAGUGGACCAAGUGCUGCAAAAGCACAAGGUGGAUCUGGGUCCCACCACCCUCUCAGAGGAGAGGCACCUGAGGGACCUGGAGCUGAAGAGCUGCACCUCCCGCAUGCUGAAGCUCCUGGCGAUCAAGUGGCUUCCUGAAAUCUACCCUGACCUGCUCAACCUCCACUGGUACAACUCCAUCCGGCAGCAGCUCGGUAGGUAGCCUGGA